Molecule: messenger RNA, 1501 nt
Organism: Myotis brandtii (Brandt's bat)
Lineage: Eukaryota; Metazoa; Chordata; Mammalia; Chiroptera; Vespertilionidae
Gene: SLC25A3
Product: solute carrier family 25 (mitochondrial carrier; phosphate carrier), member 3
Exons: 6
Coding region: 510-1322 (270 amino acids)
Biological process (GO): mitochondrial phosphate ion transmembrane transport
Cellular component (GO): mitochondrial inner membrane
Molecular function (GO): phosphate transmembrane transporter activity
Source: RefSeq, a predicted model, not a curated record
AAUCCAGUGGGGGUGGGACUGGUCAGUGGCUGGGGUCAACCUAGGAUUUGGCAAGCGGAGUGCUCCUUCCGAGUUUGAUUUGUACUCUGAAGUGCGUUCUUACCAGCGAUUAAUGAUUGGAAGUUUGAUUUUAAUCAUUAAUGUAGGAAACUUUUUUUUCCUUACAGAUGGGAUCUUCAUCAUCUUUUGGUGAUUGUUUUAAUUGUGACCGUGAAUUUCUUGUUACUCGAGCUAGGUGGAAACUCACCUUUCAACUUAAUUGUAAACAGGUGGCCAGAGCUAUUCAGUUGCGAUAGUACAAUUAUUUCACAGGGAAACAGUUCUCUUCAUUCCCAUGGCCUUCGUCAUCUGAAGAAAUACUUACUUGAUUUUUUUUUUUUCCCCAAUCAGAGGAGUAUAGCUGUGACUAUGGAUCUGGCAGAUUCUUUAUCCUUUGUGGAAUUGGAGGAAUUAUUAGCUGUGGCACAACACAUACAGCAUUGGUUCCUCUAGAUCUGGUUAAAUGCAGAAUGCAGGUGGACCCCCAGAAGUAUAAAGGCAUAUUUAAUGGAUUCUCAGUUACACUUAAAGAGGAUGGUGUUCGUGGUUUGGCUAAAGGAUGGGCUCCAACUUUCAUUGGCUACUCUAUGCAGGGGCUCUGCAAAUUUGGCUUUUAUGAAGUCUUCAAAGUCUUUUAUAGCAACAUGCUUGGAGAGGAAAACACCUAUCUCUGGCGCACAUCACUGUAUUUGGCCGCCUCUGCCAGUGCUGAAUUCUUUGCUGACAUUGCCCUGGCUCCUAUGGAAGCUGCUAAGGUUCGAAUUCAAACCCAACCAGGUUAUGCCAACACUCUAAGGGAUGCAGCUCCCAAAAUGUAUAAGGAAGAAGGCUUAAAUGCAUUCUACAAGGGGGUUGCUCCUCUGUGGAUGAGACAGAUACCAUACACCAUGAUGAAGUUCGCCUGCUUUGAACGUACUGUUGAAGCAUUGUACAAGUUUGUGGUUCCUAAGCCCCGAAGUGAAUGUACCAAGGGAGAGCAGCUGAUUGUAACAUUUGUGGCAGGUUACAUAGCUGGAGUCUUCUGUGCAAUUGUUUCUCACCCUGCUGAUUCUGUGGUGUCUGUGUUGAAUAAAGAGAAGGGUAGCACUGCUACUCAGGUCCUCCAGAGACUUGGAUUUAAAGGUGUGUGGAAGGGACUCUUUGCCCGUAUCAUCAUGAUUGGCACUCUGACUGCACUACAGUGGUUCAUCUAUGACUCCGUGAAGGUCUACUUCAGGCUCCCUCGCCCUCCUCCACCUGAGAUGCCAGAGUCUCUGAAGAAGAAGCUUGGAUUAACUGAGUAGAUAGAUCGAUGCACAUAUGGACUGAAUCUGCUUUUGGUCAGUGUUGACGGAAGUGCUAAAGGAACUUUUAUAUAUUUGACAGUGUAGGAAAUCGUCUAUUCCUGAUAUAAUUACUGUAGUACUCUUGCUUAAGGCACGAGUUUCAAAUUUGCUGUUGAAAUAAAUCCAAUUGGUCAUGA